Messenger RNA from Chelonoidis abingdonii (Abingdon island giant tortoise), 1093 nucleotides. The record is from RefSeq and is a predicted model, not a curated record. Lineage: Eukaryota; Metazoa; Chordata; Testudines; Testudinidae.
ACUGAAAAGCUUCAAACUGUCACUGUCUAUUUCAUAUUGACUAUGAAGUGGAAAAAUGUCUUUGCAACUUGGAAUCCUCAGGAUUUCUGUAACAUUUACGAAUUCGAUCUGCCAGUGGAUACCUUUUGGUCCCCAUAUAUCAUCAUUCUUGAACAAGUGGAUGAAAAGAAAUCACUCAACAGGCCCUUUCUGUCCAUCACUCACAAUGGCAUUGUUAGCACAACCCAACAGCACCAUGUCACCAUAGCAUGCAACUUGGAGAUGCACAAGUUUCCAUUUGACAUCCAGACGUGCAGGAUAACCCUCUUCACAAUAAAUUAUCGAGACAUUAUAUUCUGGUUCAGUCAGACAACAGAUGAGGUGACUAAAGCAAGCCAAUUUAUUCACCUGACCAGUGGAGAAUGGAAGUUCACAAACAUAAACAUUGCUAAACAUGAAGACCUUCUUGCGAUCAUAUAUGAGAUUUCCAUGAAGAGACGACCCAUUUUAUACGUUUUGAACCUUAUCUUCCCAACAUGUGCUCUCUACUUAUUGGAUAUGACUAUUUUGUUCAGCAGCAGCUCUUAUGAGGACAAGAUCAGUUUCCAGCUGUCACUCAUCCUUGGAGAGUCUGUGUUAGCUCUGAUUCUUAAUGACAUUAUUCCUACUUCUUCCGAUGACCCACCCAUAAUAGUGAUGUUUUUCGUAGGUAUCUUUGUCCUAAUGAUUAUGGGUAUAUUGGAAACCUGCCUAUUAAUGAAGCUGAAGAAGAAACCCCUACACCCUAUACUCAAGGCUAUCAAACUGCUGAGAUGCCGCAAGCAAGCUAGAACAACAUCUGGAAACCUCCUAAGCAAACAGGGAGAUUCUCUGACUGAGAUGGCCAGGGGACAAGAGGAGAGCAGCGAUUCAAGCCCACUUGGAAAGGGAAAUACAGGACUCCCCAUGCUUACGGAAAGAAUCAAUGCAGAAGGGCAGCAAAUUGGGACCCAGGCAGAGCUACAGGAGUGCAAGUCAGCUCUGCUUGUUCUGGAGAAGGUGCUUUUCUGCAGUCAUUUGCUUUUAUCACUACUGUUUUUCAUCAUCGUUAUUGUACAAUGGAGCAGUUAAAUGU